This is a messenger RNA of Anisakis simplex (herring worm), 213 nucleotides long. The record is from the annotation of a GenBank genome assembly. NCBI's taxonomy places the organism in Eukaryota, Metazoa, Nematoda, Chromadorea, Rhabditida, Anisakidae.
AUGGCCAAGUCGAAGUCAGAGAAGAAUGAAAGGGAAGAUGGCAAACGAUACGUACCGUUGGUGGACGGAGGAUGGGGUUGGGUGGUUGUGGUGGGAUCGUUCUUUGUUCACGUUUUUGCAGAUGGUAUCGUGUAUUCAUUUGGCAUUCUCUUCGACGUCAUCCUAAAGGUUCUUAUUUUGCUUAUCUUGCAAACGCAUUCAAUUUUUGAUUGA